This is a messenger RNA of Lycium barbarum (goji berry), 2598 nucleotides long. Its product is annotated as fatty acyl-CoA reductase 3-like. NCBI's taxonomy places the organism in Eukaryota, Viridiplantae, Streptophyta, Magnoliopsida, Solanales, Solanaceae. The record is from RefSeq and is a predicted model, not a curated record. The transcript is spliced from 10 exons. Gene Ontology annotation, molecular function: alcohol-forming very long-chain fatty acyl-CoA reductase (NADP+) activity. Bases 100 to 1575 code for a protein of 491 amino acids. Gene Ontology annotation, cellular component: intracellular membrane-bounded organelle. Gene Ontology annotation, biological process: suberin biosynthetic process; long-chain fatty-acyl-CoA metabolic process.
GUGUGCAUGCAUCCAUAUCAAUAACAAGUAGCACUUACAUUUUUAUAUUUUUAUUUGCCUGAAUUUAGCAAGAAACUUACCUGCCCGUUGCUCUCCUCAAUGGAAUCACGUACAAUACACCAGUUCCUCCAAGGCAAGACUCUUCUCAUUACGGGUGCCACCGGUUUCCUCGCAAAGCUACUUGUGGAGAAGAUACUUCGUGUUCAACCAAAUGUGAAAAAGCUCUAUCUUCUGAUAAGAGCUUCGGACAACAACUCCGCUAGAGAACGCUUCACUGAUGAGGUCAUGAAGUCUGAAUUAUUCAACGUUAUAAGGGAAAAGAUGAGUGUAAACCUUUGCUCUCUCGUGGAGGAGAAGGUGUUUGCAAUUUCAGGUGACAUUUCAUACGAGAAUAUGGGAAUUAGAAACUCCGAGUUAAGAGAGGAAAUGUGCAAAGAAAUAGAUAUAAUAAUAAACUCAGCUGCAACGACCAACUUUUAUGAGAGAUAUGAUGUUGCAAUGAAUGUAAACGUGGUUGGUGCCAUGAAUGUCCUCAGAUUUGCCAAGAGUUGUGGAAAAUUGACAAUGCUUCUUCACGUAUCUACCGGUUAUGUUUGCGGCAAAGGAAAAGGAGUUUUAUUAGAAAAACCAUUCCUUAUGGGUGAGACUCUCAACAAAAUCUCUUAUUUGGAUAUGGAUGUGGAAAGAGAUGUGAUAGCAAACAAAUUUAAGGAACUUGAAGCUCUAAAUGCGACAUCAAAGGAAAUAACAACAACCAUGAAAGAACUUGGCAUUCAAAGGGCAAGAUUACAUGGGUGGCAAAACACAUAUACCUUCACAAAAGCAAUGGGAGAGAUGCUUUUGGGACAUUUGAAGGAAAAUCUACAAGUUGUUAUCAUACGUCCAACGAUUAUAACUAGCACCUACAAGGAGCCGUUUCCUGGAUGGAUUGAAGGAGUGAGAACGGUGGAUUCAUUUAUUUUGGCUUAUGGAAAAGGUAUAUUGAAUUUCUUCUAUGGUGAUCCUGACUCACAACUUGAUGUGAUUCCAGGUGAUAUGGUGGUGAACUCAAUUCUUGCAGCAGCUUUAGCACAUGGAAAUCAACAUUCUCAAGAAGUAGUUGUUUAUCAUAUCAGCUCUUCUUCAAGAGAUCCUCUAAAAAUUUCAAAUAUAGUGUUGUUCUCGUUUCACUACUUCAUGCAAAAUCCGUGGGUUAACAAAGAUGGGAAAACUAUCAAAGUGAGGGCUCCUAUGCGUUCAUUUAGCAGCAUGGCUAGCUUUAGCAAACACAUUUCAACUCAUUAUGUGCCACUAUUAAAGAUGCUAAAGUUUGUGAACCUAGUGUCAUGCCAUUGCUUUGACAAAACCUAUAGGUAUAUGGAAAGAAAGAUGCAUAUGGUUAUGCGUUUAUCUGAAUUGUACGAACCCUACGUGUUUUUCUAUGGAAGCUUCAAUGAUGUUAAUACUGAAAGAUUACGAUUGGCAAUGAAGGAAAUCAACAUGGAUGACGUGCUCAAUUUUGACCCGCGUUGCAUCAAAUGGGAAGAUUACUUAAUGUAUACUCACAUCCCUGGAGUUGUAAAGUACCUAUUCUAGGGAUCAUAUAAGUUUUAUAAUAAUUUUUUACAGAAUAGCUGUAAAGGUGAAAAAAGAUCACCCAAAAAUGAUGUCAAUUGCCAAGAGUGCUUUUCCUGAUUUAUAGUUUUUGAAUAAUUCAGGUAAGAAUAAUUCAGGUAACUAAGCCAUAUGCUAAGGUCAUUGGGCCUCUGAGCCUAAUUCAGUGUGCAACCCUCUAAAUGGUCCGAGUGGGGUGGAUUGGACGAGAAAUAAACGGGUCAUUGGCACUUAUGUCCCUACUAAAUAAUGGGAUAACUAGAUGGCAUAACUAACUCUACUACAUAUUUAUAUUUAGUAGCUAUAAUUUAAAAUAAAUACAUUUCAUAGCUAAUUAUAAUAUGUUAAAUACAAAUUAUAGCUACAUAUAUAUAUAAAGUAGAAUACUCAUAUCACAUUAUUCACUUUCAACCUACCUCUCUCAUCUCUCUUUCUCUUUCUCUUUCUCACUUUCACUGCUCUCUUCCCUCUUUUCUCUCCUUCUCUCUCGCCCAUCUCUUUUCUCCCUCAAUUUUCUCUCCUUUUUCCCCUCUUCUCCCUUCUGUCAUUGGAAAAGGGUAAUUGAAGUAAUUAAUGUUCUUCCACGGACUCAUAUAACCCCCAACUGGUUGCUAAGUGAUACAAAUAAGGCAAGUAGAAUGAUGAUGUUGUUAGAAGGGAUUCUAGGCUUUAAUAUAGCAUGAAAAGCGGAGCAACCAAAAUCCAUUGAUGACCAAGAUUGCAGCUUGGCACUCAAUUCUUCGAGAUAUGUAUUAACCAAAAUGGAUGUUGAAAUUUAAAUAUGGUAGCCUUAAAGAGAGCCUCUAGAUCUGGCCCCCGACCACUAGUGUUGCUUCCACUGAAUCCGGCUCCGUCCGCCAACCACGGUGGCGCAUAAGGGUUGUUGUUGUUGUUAUGAAAUUUCAGGCAGAUCUGGCCGGAAAUCGUCUUCAGAUCUGUUCGGAACUAGUGAUUGUAUUCAUAAAUACGGCGAUUGUAUUCACAUUUUUGAGUUUUUUUGUUAAA